CACGGUACAACUAGUUGUAUACAAUUUGUUGCAUGCAACUAGUUGCACGAACUGAAGUUGUAUACAACUCGGCAUUCACACGGCGGCGAGUUGCAUACAACUCGGAUCUCGCGAGAUCUCAAUUUUUAAGACAAUGUUUACAUUACGUCAUGGCGUCCGCGUAUGACUAUGAUAGCGAUGACGAUAUACUUGAGAUUGCCACAGUUGCGUUGCUUGUGGAUUGUUCACAAGUAAGAACCAAGCGGUCAUGUUGGGUCAGGCCAUGGAUUGCUAGGCGAGGGCAAUUUGGAGCAUACAGCGCUCUUUUGGCUGAGCUCGAAGCCGAGGAUACAAAGGCCUUCUCCAAUUUUCUUCGCAUGAACAAGUCAAGCUUCACCGAUCUCCUAGAUCGCGUGUCACCUCUUAUUGCCAAAACAGACACCCCCAUGCGUGAUGCCAUUCCACCCGGUGAGAAGUUGGCCAUUACUCUCCGCUAUCUAGCCACCGGUUCCAACCACAGAACAGGAAUGGGCAGACAUUAGUCAGGGAUUCAGUGACAAGUGGCAAUUCCCACACUGUAUAGGAGCACUGGAUGGGAAACACAUUGCCAUUCGGGCCCCUACAAACUCUGGAUCAUUGUAUUACAAUUAUAAAAAUUUCUUCAGCAUUGUUUUGUUGGCCCUUGUUGAUGCAAAUUAUAAGUUUAUUUAUGUUGACAUAGGAGCCAAUGGAAGAGCCAGUGAUGCAGGUAUAUUUGCAAACUCCUCAUUGUAUGCAGCUAUGGAGAACAAUACUCUGAAUGUACCACCCCCUUCCCCCCUUACUGGACGCCAAGAACCUGUGCCCCAUGUCAUUGUUGGGGAUGAUGCUUUCCCACUAAAGACAUAUAUCAUGAAACCAUUUCCCUUUAGAGAUACUACAGAGGACAAAAAGGUCUUCAAUUAUCGCCUUUCUAGAGCUAGACGUGUCUCUGAAAAUGCAUUUGGCAUACUUGUAAACAGAUUUGCUGUAUUUCAAAGAACUAUUACUGUUGAACCUGAAAAUGGCAUUAAGAUUGUUAUGGCAUCUGUGGCUCUUCACAACUUUCUUCGCACAAAAUGUGACAAUGUUUACACAGAAUCAAAUAGCACUGAUAUUUCUGUUGUAAGAGAGAGUAGAGCAACAUCACUUGUCCAGCAAGGGGGAAACAGAAACACUGCCAAUGCAAGAACUGUUAGAGAGGAAUUUGCUGAAUAUUUUUCUACAAAUGGUCAGGUUCAGUGGCAAUGGGACCAUGUCAUCUAAAGUUAUAUUUCUAAUACCCUUUACCUAUAGUACAGAUGUAUAUCACACAUUGUACCCAUGUCGGGAAUCGAACCCAAGGUCUUCGGCGUGACAAGCGAACCCUUUAACCACAGGCCGCCCUCAUUUGAAUGAAUUUUAUCAACAAAAUCAUGAUAAUGAUAAAUAUGCCUAUUUUCAUGACACCAACCAU
This is a messenger RNA of Haliotis rufescens (red abalone), 1453 nucleotides long. RefSeq lists its product as uncharacterized. The transcript has 2 exons. Bases 33 to 521 code for a protein of 162 amino acids. NCBI's taxonomy places the organism in Eukaryota, Metazoa, Mollusca, Gastropoda, Lepetellida, Haliotidae. The record is from RefSeq and is a predicted model, not a curated record.